GUAUAUCUUUUCCUCAUGUUGAUCUCCAGUAAGCAGUUGCCGAUCGGCCGCUCCCAGAGCUGGGACACGCUGGGUGGGAAUGAGGGUCAUUGGGAGCGCAGUGACAGUGUUUACGAGCAGCAGGCCCGGAUGGCUGGUCGACGCAACUCGCUGAGCUACGGAGCGGAUGCAGGAGGGGGAUGGUAUGAACCAGCGCCUGGAGUGCGUCCCCCUGACCUCGAUUUGAAACGGGAGCCAGACGCCUAUCAGGAAUCUCUUUAUAACCAAGGCUAUUUGGAUCGCCCGGACCCCCGUAACAUAAGAAAGAGCUCCGUUCCUGAGUUGAAUAGUCAUUAUGACCGACAACCAACAGCUCAUCGUGGUUCGUUGCCACCCCAUGACUAUUAUCAGCAAGACACAGGCAUGCCAUCCCGGCCAACAGAGGGUUUCUAUCGUGGAGAGCAGCCUCAUUCACUCAAUAGAUCAUCUUCACAUUAUGGAAUGAUGGCAGGUCCUCGGCAGAUUUGGGAGCAGAGUUCAGGAGGUCGACCUGGUUCUGUAGCCCCAACACCAGGUGUACCUCCUCCCCCACCUCCAACUGUUCAUGACAUGGGUCGUAUUUACAGAGAGCCAUCCCUGUCUGGACUCCCACCUGCUACUCCUGGCACCAAAAUGAUGCAUGAUGGGCAGCGCAUUCCAAGCAGAGCACCAUCUCCGGCUCGUUAUAUAAUGGAGCCAAAUUCUCCUCGUUACGCUACUGAGCCUCCUCCCUCUCUAACUAGCCAUACAGUCUACAGUGAUGUUAACGGAAGGCCAAUUGAUCCUCAUCAGCCAACAGCCACAUGCCUGGUGGUUGAUCCAGUUGCUCAAGGAAUGGAUGGAACUUCCCGAGGUAUAAGGCCUCAGAUCAUGAACGGCCCCAUGCACCCCCGGCCGCUGGUGGCUCUGCUGGAUGGGAGAGACUGUACUGUGGAGAUGCCCAUCCUAAAGGAUUUGGCAACCGUGGCAUUUUGUGAUGCACAGUCUACGCAGGAAAUCCAUGAGAAGGUGUUGAACGAGGCGGUGGGUGCAAUGAUGUACCACACCAUCACACUGACCCGAGAAGACCUGGAGAAGUUCAAAGCUCUCCGGAUCAUCAUCCGUAUCGGCAGCGGAUACGACAACAUCGACAUUAAAGCAGCUGGAGAGAUGGGUAUUGCGGUGUGUAAUAUCCCGUCGGCUGCAGUGGAAGAGACGGCAGACUCGACGCUCUGCCACAUCUUGAAUCUGUACCGCAGGAACACGUGGCUGUAUCAGGCCAUGCGGGAGGGCACACGAGUGCAGAGCGUGGAGCAGAUCAGGGAGGUGGCAUCAGGAGCCGCACGAAUCAGAGGAGAGACGCUCGGACUCAUCGGCUUCGGUCGAUCGGGGCAGGCAGUGGCAGUUCGAGCAAAAGCGUUUGGCUUCAACGUGAUCUUUUACGACCCGUAUCUACAAGACGGAUUAGAGCGAUCGCUGGGCGUGCAGAGAGUUUACACCUUACAGGACCUGCUGUACCAGAGCGACUGUGUGUCUCUGCACUGCAACCUGAACGAACACAACCAUCACCUCAUCAACGACUUCACCAUCAAACAGAUGCGACAGGGAGCGUUUCUAGUGAACACAGCUCGCGGUGGUCUGGUGGAUGAGAAAGCUCUGGCUCAGGCUCUGAAAGAGGGCAGGAUACGCGGCGCUGCCCUGGACGUUCACGAGUCUGAACCCUUCAGUUUUACUCAGGGUCCUCUGAAGGACGCGCCCAAUCUGAUCUGCACCCCUCACACAGCCUGGUACAGUGAGCAGGCCUCACUAGAGAUGAGAGAGGCAGCGGCCACUGAGAUCCGCAGAGCCAUCACCGGUCGUAUUCCAGACAGUCUUAGAAACUGCGUCAACAAAGAGUUUUUUGUGACUACGGCGCCGUGGGGGGUGAUGGAGCAGCAGGUUCAUCCGGAGCUCAACGGCGGAGCCUACAGGUUUCCUCCAGGAGCGGUGGGUGUUUCUCCUGGUGGCAUGGGUGGACAGAUAGAGGGCAUGAUGCCAGGCGGGCUGCCCAGCGCCCAUCCCCUCCCGCCCGGCACCCAGCCCAGCCUAGCCCCGUCGCCCACCCAGCUCCUCAAACACAACGACCAUAGAGAACACCUCGCCAAAUCCUAACCAGUCAUUCAGCAAAACUGCAAAUCAAAGAGACUAAGAGACAGUGAAAAAGGGGUGAACAAGCAAUCAGCUGCACCGGAAAACACACACACACUUCACAGACGUCUCUCCACUGUCGUCUUCAGCGUUUUACUGUUCAUUUCUGUCGUUCUGUGAAGGGGAGGAGAUCGUAUAUAUAUGUUCCAAUGCAAGUAGGCGGUGCUUUUUUGUCAAAAGGGGUGUGGCUAACUAACCACGCCUCCCUUUCCCACAAAACUCGCAGUUGAAAAUGUUGACAGAUCUCAUACGCCACGCACUUCAUGUCUUCCUCCAUCAGGAAGAAGAAACGGGACUCACAAUUUAUUCAGUUAUCCUUAUUCUUUCUUUACAUCUGCAGAAUUAGUGCUCGUCUUUGUUUCAGUGUUUAAAAAAGUGCUUGAUAAUGAUUCAAAUAUAAAUAUAUAUAAAUAUACAGUGUAUCUAUUAAAAGAAAAGAGAGAGAGGGCCAGAAAUGAAGGUGAUAGUGUAAUUAUUAGCUUUUUUCCGGAUGUUUUUUGCGUAGCUGAUCUCGUUUACAGAAUUGCACAAAUUCAACAAGCACCAGCUCAGAAACCACUCCGUCUUUUAGAGCACACUAUUUUACUGAUCGAUUCAGUUCAUUUCAGUGACUUGAAAUGCAAACGUCAGGUUCUUAAGAUAUAUCAAGUUUUCCAGAAAAAUAAAUGGCAAUUUGGAUUUGAGUGCAUGUCAACGUUUGAUUUGAUUUGAUUCUUUGUGUCUGAAAUCCCACUAAAUUGAUGGCAGCUCACACAGAAAAAGGGACUGGAGUGAAAAACCGCCCCGUCUCAGGAAGAACAUUCACCGGUUACUCCAAAACACACACACACACACACACACACACACACACACACACACACAUCCAAAUCCCCUUGCUCCUUCUCAUCAGCCUAUACCCGAGGUAUUUUUAUAGAUCUGACAUCAUCCAGUGCGUUUAUUUGGUGUUGAAUGUAUGGCAGUUAAAUUAGAUUUGUAUCGUCUAGUUUAAUGUUUUUUGUAACCAUAUUUUCCUGUGAUCCUCUCCCUGUUUCUUUUAUUUGAUUUUUAUUUGAUUUUUUUGGGGUUCUUUAUGUGGAAGCGCACUGUUCGGAGCUCAUUGUGUUGUUUAUAUGCAAUAUUCUGAGAUCCUCGGCCAACUCCAGUCAGGUUGGCUCCAGAACUGUAGGUUUGGUUUUUAGUGUGAGUAUUUGUAUUUGUUUAUUGUACCGAGGUGAACAUUUAGCAUACAGUACAGUUCAAAUAAAAAUACCAUUCUGA
Messenger RNA from Danio aesculapii, 3441 nucleotides. RefSeq names its product C-terminal binding protein 2a (gene ctbp2a). Bases 16 to 2148 code for a protein of 710 amino acids. Gene Ontology annotation, molecular function: transcription corepressor activity; oxidoreductase activity, acting on the CH-OH group of donors, NAD or NADP as acceptor; NAD binding. The transcript is spliced from 9 exons. The record is from RefSeq and is a predicted model, not a curated record. NCBI's taxonomy places the organism in Eukaryota, Metazoa, Chordata, Actinopteri, Cypriniformes, Danionidae.